Molecule: messenger RNA, 6027 nt
Organism: Bemisia tabaci
Lineage: Eukaryota; Metazoa; Arthropoda; Insecta; Hemiptera; Aleyrodidae
Product: DNA (cytosine-5)-methyltransferase 1
Biological process (GO): negative regulation of gene expression via chromosomal CpG island methylation; DNA methylation-dependent constitutive heterochromatin formation
Cellular component (GO): nucleus
Molecular function (GO): DNA binding; zinc ion binding; DNA (cytosine-5-)-methyltransferase activity
Source: RefSeq, a predicted model, not a curated record
GCUAGCGAGUCUUAUCGCUCCUAGCUUUUGUGAUAAAAUCUUUUCAACGAAACUGUAAAGCUGACUGCAGCUCGUUUCUUAUCUUACUCAAGUUCAGCGUGUUUCAAUUGUGAGAAGCCUUCGUUCGUCUGUGCGUCCGUGUUUAACUGUCUCGAUAAUGCCAUCCGUAGUUGUGGACUCGGCUCCCCAUGAAGAACAUGUUCACAGUGAGGAAAGGAAGGAGGACAAAAUCAAGGGAAAAGAUGUCCCAGAGGAAAGUGAAAAAGUCAUCAAAACUGAGAUCAAAGUCGAAGGAGAGGAGAAAGAAGACGAUGAUGAGGACGAGGCUAAUCGCUCCAAAAAGAAGAUAAAGUUGGAUGAUUCCCUCGCAGAGAAGGAUUCAGAAGAAACCAACAAUGCAGUAAAGCCUGCUAAAGUUGUACCAGCCAAGUGCACCAUCUGUAGGCAGCUCCUGAACGAUCCUGAUCUCAUUCUUUACGAGGGGCAUCCGAACAACGCAGUAGAAGAGUUUGUAGCACUGACUGAUCCGAAGCUAGCUCUUUUCACUGGUGAGGAGGAGGUAUUCAAUGAUCAUGAUGAAAGGCCGCAGAAUAAAAUAACCCAUUUCAGUGUUUAUGACAAGAAUGGUCACCUUUGUCCAUUUGACAGUGGAUUGAUCGAAAGGAAUGUUUUACUCUAUUUUUCUGGUUAUGUCAAACCUAUCUAUGAUGAAGCUCCAGAGCCAGAAGGCGGCAUCCCAACUUACGAUCUGGGUCCAAUCAACAUGUGGUACGUAAGUGGCUAUGACGGAGGAGAAAAAGCAUUGAUCAGUUUUUCAACUGCGUAUGGAGAAUACUUUCUAAUGGAACCGAGUGAAGCCUACGCUCCUGUGAUGAAACCUGUGAAUGAAAAAAUUUACAUGGGCAAACUUGUCAUUGACUUCUUGCUGGAUGAAGACAACCCAACCUAUGAAGACCUUUUGAACAAACUAUCUGUAACUGUUCCUCCGUGUGGAAUGUCAGCACUGACAGAAGAGUGUUUGCUGCGACAUGCCCAGUUCAUCUGUGACCAGGUAAUGAGUUUCGAUGCUGCCGCCUCCUCUUAUGAUCCUCUCCUCAUUACAACCUCAUGUAUGAGAUCGCUUGUCAAACUGGCCGGUGUCACCUUCAACAAAAGGCGAGCCAUGAGGAGAAGUGAGAAGAAAGACUUCCGGAAGAAGGAUAAAGCUCAGUGGAGUAAAGCAACAACAACAGCUCUCGUUCAAAAUGUGUUUGAAAUGUUCUUCACUGAUCAACUGGACAAAGUCAGCGAAAAAGAAGGGACUCAGGGACCAAGAAGGCGCAGAUGUGGCAUUUGCGAAGCCUGCCAGCUCCCGGACUGUGGAACUUGCGUUGCCUGUCGCGACUUGGUCAAGUUUGGAGGAUCCGGCCGUAGCAAACAGUGUUGCAUUCAGCGUAGAUGUCCAAACAUGGCAAUUCAAGAGGCUGAUGAUUCAGAACCAGAAGAAGAUGAUAAUCAAGAUGACAACAGCAGCAUGAGCUGGACAUGUGCGCCUCGCAGUGUUAAAGCCAAAUCCAUCGAUAAGAGGGACAUUGAGUGGAUUGGGGAACCCAUCAAAGAAGAGCCUCGCAAGACGUACUACAAGGCUGUGAAAGUUGGCAAAACCGAGUAUUACAUUAAUGACUGUGUCAUUGUAGAACCGAGCAAUCCUAGCAUCCCUGUUUACAUCGGACGCAUUAUUUUCAUGUGGCAAGACAAUCGGACGAAAGAGAGAUACUUUCAUACCAACUGGUUCUUGAGAGGUUCAAAUACUGUGCUUGGAGAGGCAUCAGAUCCGCAAGAACUUUUCUUACAUGAUGAUUGUGAAGACGGCUUUGUCUCCACGCUAAGCGCCAAAGCAAAGGUCACUUUGCUGUCAACUCCAUCUGAUUGGGCAGCAAAAGGCGGUGAGCCCCUUACAACCAUCCAAGAACUCAUUGGUGAAGACGACGGAAAGACCUUCUUUUACCAGAAAAGGUACGAUGGUCUGCAUGCUCGUUUUGAAGACAUUGGUGAAGAUCCUGUCUGCCGGAAUGAAGAUGCUUUGCACCGGUUUUGCCCAUCCUGUGAAAGAAAAUUCCUGAAGAACAAGAAAGAGAUUCCUACUGUUAGUGAUCCAAUUGAAGCCCCUGAAAACUCCAAGGAGGUAUUUUAUAAUGUUGUCAAAUGGAACGACGAAGAAUAUCGUGUUGGCAGUUGCGUCUAUCUAGCCCCCGAGGCAUUGAAAUUCAAGAAGUUUGAUAACUUCAAUGAAAAAUCUAACUCUUGGAAAGAUGCGAAGGUGGAUGAAGACAUGUAUCCAGAAUAUUACCGCAAAUCAUCUGAUCAUAUCAAAGGCUCUAACUCCAACACGCCAGAACCCUUCUGCAUUGGUCGCAUCAACGGAAUUGUCACCCGGUCGAAAGACCUAUUGGUUGCGGCGCAAGAUAUAUGCCUCAAGGUAACCAAAUUCUACAGACCUGAAAACACACAUAAAGGUCAGAGUUUGGCCCGACAAGUUGAUCUUCAGUUGCUGUACUGGUCUAAUGAAGAACAAUUUGUCAAUUUUGGCGACGUAACUGGAAAAUGUUAUGUGAUUUGUGGUGACAACAUUGAUGGAGAAGCAUCGGAGUGGGUCAAAAAAGGACCCAAUAGAUUUUAUUUCAAUCAGGCGUACGAUAUUGAGAAUAAAAAAUUCUAUGACCCUCCACAUGAAGCUGCAAUGAUCGGAAUGCAAGGAAAGGGUAAAGGAAAAGGCAAAGGUAAAGGAAAAAGCAACAGAAGUGAAGAAAAAACUCCAGAAUAUAAACUCAAAGAAUGGCCAGAAAUAUCUAGACCUUUGCACGCUUUGGACGUCUUUGCUGGCUGUGGAGGAUUAUCAGAGGGUCUGCACCAGUCUGGCGUCGCUGAAUCUUGGUGGGCGAUAGAAAAAGAAGAGCCUGCUGCACAUGCUUUUAGAUUGAACAAUCCAAAUUGUACCGUUUUUACUGAAGACUGCAAUGCUUUACUCCGAUUGGUCAUGGAUGGUGAAAAUAAAAAUGAUAAAGGACAAAAACUACCUCUUAAAGGUGAAGUAGAGUUAAUUUGUGGUGGCCCUCCAUGUCAAGGUUUCAGUGGUAUGAAUCGCUUCAAUUCUCGGCAAUACUCUUUGUUUAAGAAUUCUCUUAUUGUAUCGUACCUUUCGUAUUGUGAUUAUUACCGUCCGAAAUUUUUCAUCUUAGAAAAUGUGCGAAAUUUUGUAUCAUUCAAAAGGAGUAUGGUUUUGAAAUUGACGAUGCGUUGUCUCCUGAGGAUGGGUUAUCAAUGCACGUUUGGAAUCCUACAAGCAGGCAGUUAUGGAGUUCCCCAAACAAGACGGAGAGCCAUUAUCCUAGCUGCAGCUCCCGGUGAAAAGUUACCACUUUACCCAGAACCAGUUCAUGUGUUCAAUCCACGUGCCUGCACCCUUAGUGUAACAGUUGACGACAGAAAAUACCUCUCAAAUGCUCGAUGGACUGAAUCAGCCCCUCUUCGAACAAUCACAGUUUGGGAUGCCAUGUCUGAUCUACCAGAGAUACCUAAUGGAGCCAAGUGUGAUGAAAUGUCCUAUUCUGUUGACCCCCUCUCCCAUUUCCAGCGAAUGAUAAGAGGUGUCCAUGACCAACAACUUCUGCGAGACCACAUCUGCAAAGAAAUGGCUCCAAUGGUUGAGGCCAGGAUGGCUCAAAUUCCCAAACGUGAAGGGUCUGACUGGAGAGACUUACCAAAUAUUGUUGUCCGUUUAUCUGAUGGCACGUACUCCAAAAAAUUACAGUAUACUCACCAUGACAAAAAGAAUGGAAAGUCUUCUACCGGAGCGCUGCGAGGAGUCUGUUCUUGUGCAAAUGGCAAGCCUUGUGACCCAAUGGAUCGUCAAUUCAAUACUGUGAUUCCCUGGUGCCUGCCACAUACUGGCAACCGACACAAUCAUUGGGCUGGCCUCUACGGUCGCCUUGAAUGGAAUGGAUUUUUCUCAACAACAGUCACGAAUCCUGAGCCAAUGGGAAAACAGGGCCGAGUAUUGCACCCUGAACAAACUCGAGUUGUCAGUGUCCGUGAAUGCGCUAGAUCUCAAGGUUUCCCUGACAGUUACCGCUUCUUUGGGACCGUUCUGGAUAAACAUCGACAGAUUGGUAAUGCUGUUCCUCCGCCUAUGGGUGCUGCGAUAGGUUACGAAAUUAGACAGUGUAUUGCUGAAGUCGAGAAGAAAAUCAAGCCAAAAGCCGAAGCGUCAUCUGUGACAAACGGUUCUGUAAUUGAAGAUAGUAAGACUAGUACUAAUGGAGAAAAAAUGGAAGUAGGCGUUAAUGGGUCUUCAUCUGCAAGUUGCGCAGGAAGUACGAAAGAUACAAAGUCUGUUAAUGGAAAGUCUAAGACAGAAGCAAACCCGAGCAAUGGAGAAGGGUCAGAUGUUGCCAUGAAGGGGCAUUAGUGUUCAAGCUUUACUCGAACUAUUUGUAGUCCUUGCAGAAUUUCAACUGAAAUUUUUCACUCAACUUAACACAUUUUUGUUCUCUUCAAUUCUAACAUUUCCUUGCUAAAAGUAAUUGCCAAUAUUGUUGUUUUGAAAACCUUACAUGUAAACAGGACAGAACUUAGCUGAACUGAAAGAUUUCCAUGUUGAAUGGUUUUUUGCUCAAAAUACUGUAAAGGUACAGACAUAAGGCGCACAAGUCUGCCCUGCUAGCUGGUGACCAAUGACAGCGCUAGAAUCUACCAAAGGAAAUCCAAUCGAAUUCCUUUGUUGGAUCUGUAAGCUAAUGCCGGUCACUAACAUAUGUUGUAGACUUGUGCAUUUUAAGUGCGGUGCCUUAAAAUUCUCUGACGGGUUUUCCUGCCGAUCCUAAUACUGUGAUACUUUUCUUAAAACAUUGUGUUCCUGUCUUGAUGUUUGUCAACCAUUCAAUCACACAAUUCUAAUGAAAUUAGUCCAAGCGUUGCUACGUUUAAGAAGCUAAUUCAAUGCAUGCAAAGCAGGGCAUUUUUAUUUCCUUCAGGGAAUUCGAGUCAAAAAUAGAAUUUCAUCAAAAUAAUUUCUCCAGAAUGUUACUUGAAGGUUUAAUUUUAUAAAACUGAUGAUUUUUUUUUUUUACAAAAUGAAAAAUAUGUGCUGAUUUUUAACUCUCUCACGAACCGAUUUUUUGUCGUUAAAUUUUCAUUGAUGACUCCUUCAAUUUGUAGCAAUUUUAUUUUAUUCUAGUGCUUUUUUUUACACCAGUGAAAAUACGGCAGGGCCGAAUUAGUAUGUUUUUCUUUCAUCCUAAACCUUAACAUGCUAUUUAGCAACCUGACUUAUCCGUUCGUUUUGCCAAUUUAGCGUAGGUGUAACUUUGUGUAAUGUGUGUAACAAAAGAGAGAAUAAUAUGUCUAACAGAACUACAAAUUAUUUAAAGACGCUGUAAAUCUUCAGAAGUACAGUUUUGCCCAUGCUUCGUCUUAAUUUUAUUACAAUAAUCGCCUCAUAUUAAUGUCAUGAGCCUCCUAAAAUUUAAGUUAUUCAUUUUUAUUUGUUGUAAUGUCCAUGAUGUUAUGAUGUUUGCCUUCACGGACAUUAGUAAGAGACUCACCAGAGUAAAAGCUUGAGGAAAAAUUUGUAUUACUGUCUUUGCCGGGUGAAGAUUUUGUAUUUCGUAGUGAAGGUUCCUUGGCCGCAUAAAAGAACAAAAAAGUCUCUCGUAAGGAGCCCCAGAGAUUUCAUUUCUAACGGCCAAAAAAGGACCAGUAAAGGCAACACUUUUGGGGUGGCUCUUUUUUAGGUUUACCACUCUAGGGCAACCUGCCAUCUUUUUUAAGUGCUGGUUCACAAAGUUGGUCAAUAAAUUUUCACCAUGUACCUUUUUUAGUUUUAAGUUUUUUUUAAGGAUAUUUUAAGCACUGAUUCAGUUUUAUUGGCUAUAAGUCUGACAGUAUUUUUGCCACCCAAAGCUUGUAAAAUGUAUGACCUGUAAAUGAAACAUUUUUAGUUUUCUCAACUUUUCAAGCUCAAUACAACCUCUCUAUUUUCUCUAACAA